CUCACAACAUCAGAUCAUUUCCGUUAUUGUGCAGCUCGAGUUUAUGAGAAUAUUUUUUUCAGUGGGUCUCUGCUGAUGUAUGUGAAGGAGGAAGAUCUGUCAGCAGAAGAAUGUCCCGUCGGAAGCAAGCGAAACCACAGCAACUCAUAUCAGACGAGGACCCUUCACUGCUGGAGCUGCUGCCCGAACACGUCUCAAGUGAAGGAGUGGAUGAUUCAGACAGUGGAAAUGAGAGCCGCAGUGGGAGUGAAGAGACCCAUGUUUGUGAAAAGUGUUGCGCCGAGUUCUUUAAGUGGUCAGAUUUCUGUGAACAUCUGAAAAGCUGUACUAAGAAUCCACUGGUGCUUAUUAUCAGUGACAAUGAAGUGACUUCAGACCCAGCUCAACAGUAUGUAGCUGAACCAUCACCUGUGCCCAGCUGCACCAGUGAGCCUGCAGACAGUGAGGAUGCAGGAGAGGGCAGCCACAUGCCUGCUGAAGAUGAUGAACGAGCAGAGAUUAUACUGGAACAGGGUACUCUCCUGGACAAAGAGGAUGAGCCCAUGGAAGUGGAAAUGUCUACUGAGAAACCUGUGGACUCUGAAGAUAAAGAUGUACAGGCAGACCCAGAGAUAAGCCUACCUCUUGAGGACUGCAGACAGUCUUCUGGGGUAGGAUACUCUAUACCCAGCACUAAUGUCACACUGGAAACACUGCAUGGAACGCGUGUGGCUGUUGCCCAGUUCUCUCAGAGUGCCCGGGGAGCACUAGCUGCUGGAGUGUCCACUUUGGCUAUUCCUAUGAUCCUGGAACAGCUCAUGGCCUUGCAGCAACAACAAAUCCACCAGCUCCAACUGAUAGAGCAGAUUCGGAGCCAGGUGGCGCUAAUAAACACACAGGCCCCAACACAGCCAGUGCUUGACCAUCACAUAGACCAAAGCUCGAAUCCUGGCUCACAAGUAACCUCAUCCUCCACAAAACACACUGUGCCUGCCCAGCUCCAGCUACAUGGCUUCAUUACACCUCCUGUUAAUCAGCUUCCCAUCAUGAUGCCCUCUUUAACUGGACAGCUCCCAGCUUCAAUAUCUUCAGCUUUGGAGGAAACACACCCAAAUAUUUCUCAAACAGUUGGCCACCAGACCAGUUCUGGGAUAAGCAGCAAUACCACAACAAAUUCUUCAUAUCAAACAAGCAGCUAUAAUAUGAUUCCUUCCCAACUUCCACCAUGUUCAACAUCUAGUGGCAACAGCAGUAGUAGUACUAGUACAAGCUGCACAAGUAGAAACACCGGAACUGGGGGUGGAAUCAGUUGUGGUAUUUCACUUCCAAGAAACACACCUAGUCCUCUAACUCUGACUCAUGGCAGAUUGCUCACAUCCCCCUCCAGCCUCCCCAUCAUACCUCACAGCUCAUCCAGCAGUGUCAUCUUCCCUAAUCCUCUGGCCAGUAUUGCGGCAACAGCAAACGCUCUUGAUCCUCUUUCUGCCAUGAUGAAGCAUCGCAAAGGAAAGCCUCCAAAUGUCUCAGUGUUUGACACCAAACCCAGUUCAGAAGACCCCUUCUUCAAACAUAAGUGUCGAUUUUGUGCCAAGGUGUUUGGAAGUGACAGUGCCCUGCAGAUCCAUCUUCGUUCCCACACUGGUGAAAGGCCUUUUAAAUGCAACAUUUGUGGAAAUCGCUUCUCCACAAAGGGAAACUUGAAGGUUCAUUUUCAGAGACACAAAGAAAAGUAUCCUCACAUCCAAAUGAACCCCUAUCCAGUGCCUGAGUAUCUGGACAAUGUACCAACUAGCUCAGGUAUUCCAUAUGGCAUGUCAUUGCCCCCAGAAAAGCCUGUUACCACAUGGCUGGACAGCAAGCCUGUGUUGUCUACAAUCCAAUCCUCAGUAGCACUGCAACUCCCUCCAACUAUACCUAGCAUUAUUGGAAGUUGUGGGGAUUCAUCUAGUCUCACCCCUUCAAGCAGAUCACCUCAAAGGCCAUCACCGCCAUCAAGUGAGUGUACAUCUCUGUCUCCUAAUCACCUCAAUGCUGAGACCAACAUGACACACAUUUCCAGUUCACCACAACCUAUUGCGGUGAGUGACACUCCUCCAGUUCUCAAACCAGAAGCCAUUCAUUUACCUCCCAGUUGCAUCACCAGGCCUAGGGAGGUCAGCAUAUCUACCACUUCCCUACCCCAAGUGAUUCCUUUGUCCACAGUCACAACCACAACUAGCACCAGAAUACAUAUUACAGACUCAGUGAAUACUCCAUCUUCUAUCUCACAUCCUUCUCUACAAAUGGUCUCUGAUCAGUUUAAGGCCAAGUUUCCUUUUGGUGGCCUUCUGGACUCUAUGCAAACAUCAGAGACCUCCAAACUACAGCAACUGGUGGAAAAUAUUGAUAAGAAGAUGACAGACCCCAACCAGUGUGUCAUCUGUCAUCGUUUGCUUAGCUGUCAGAGUGCCCUGAAGAUGCAUUAUCGCAUCCACACAGGAGAAAGACCCUUUAAAUGUAAAAUAUGUGGCCGUGCUUUCACAACCAAGGGGAAUUUGAAAACGCACUUUGGGGUCCACAGGUCCAAGCCCCCUCUUCGGGUUCAGCACUCUUGCCCUAUAUGCCAAAAGAAGUUCACAAAUGCCGUAGUUCUGCAGCAACACAUCCGCAUGCAUAUGGGGGGGCAUAUCCCUAACACGCCCCUGUCUGAGGGUUUUCAGGACAUGGACAGUGAUCUCUCCUUUAAUGAUAAGAGCUUAGAUGACUUGGAUGAUGAGAUAAUUGAAGAGAUGGAGCAAGCAAUGGAAGAUGAUGUUGGUCUCAAAGAGGGAGAUGUAUACCCACUCAAACCACCCUGUUCAUACUCAGAGAUGUCACCAAGCAACUCACCACCAACAUCUCUUAUCUCUAGCAUUGUUGCCUUGGAGAACGAAAUGAAGCUGACUGAUCAAGCAGUUAACAUACUCCCCUCCUUUUGUCUAAAGCCUCCAGAAAAUGGGAGUGGAACUCAUGGGGAAAAUGGAGAUGUGUUUAAGAAUGACUCAUCUUCUACUGUAGGAGACCUAGAGAAUUACAGUGAUGGAAGUCCAGUGCAGUCUGAAUCAUCCGGCUCUAUGCAGGCUUUGUCUCCUGCCUGCAGCCAGUCUGAGAACUGCCACUCAAAGUCUCCAAUUCAGGCAGACAACUGCAGCAAAGAUGAGGCUCAGGAUCCAAGGGUAGUUACAGUGAAGUCUGAAAAUUCAGAUACCCUUUCUGCUGGAUCAGAGAACACAGGUGCAUUGGAUCUCACAGCCACACAGCUCGCCAGGCCGUUUGUCAAAGAUGAGAAUCACUUCAGUCUGUUGUUCCAAGGUUUAAACACUUCAAACAUUAUGAGCUCAGAAGCAAGCAUAGUCAAACUUGAGAUGAAUGGGCACAGUAAGCCACUGUCCUUGAGUGAGGGCCCCCACUUAACAGUGGGCCUCCUGGCACCUGCUGCUGCCCCUCAGACAACAAUAAGCCCUAACCUCACUCCAAUGCUGGCACCGCCCCCACCACGGCGGACUCCCAAACAACAUAACUGCCACUCCUGUGGGAAGAAUUUUUCGUCAGCCAGUGCUCUUCAGAUCCAUGAGCGCACUCACACAGGAGAAAAACCUUUUGGCUGUUCCAUCUGUGGUAGAGCCUUCACCACAAAGGGAAAUCUGAAGGUCCACAUGGGAACCCACAUGUGGAACAAUGCCCCAGCCCGGCGGGGAAGACGGCUCUCUGUGGAGAACCCCAUGGCUCUUUUAGGUGGAGAUGCAAUGAAAUUCAGUGAGAUGUUUCAGAAGGAUCUUGCAGUGCGAGCAAUUAACGUAGACCCAGGCUUCUGGAAUCAGUACGCAGCAGCCAUCACCAAUGGGCUGGCACUGAAAAACAAUGAGAUCUCCGUCAUUCAGAAUGGAGACAUUACUACAAUCCCUAUUAGCCUGGGUGGGGGUGGAAUCCCUGCGGUAGGUGCAACGACAGGAGGGAUGGAGAGAUCUCACACCGGGAGCAACCCUCCAGUGACUGGCCUAGAGAAGACUAACUUGGAGGUGGGAGCUGGACGUCCCUUCUCCAGAUUCAUGGAGGAUAACAAAGAGAUUGGGAUCAAUUAAUGACUUUUAUUUAGAAAAGGACACAGACAAAAAGACUAAUGACUUUAUUCAAAUUCGGAAGGCAAUUAUUAAUUCAGUUCUUACUGUAUGUACUAUAUUAUGUAGAGAUGAAGUCUGAUAUGCUGUUUAGUUUUAGUAUCCCUCAGUCAUACUAUUUCAUUCAUACAAAGAAAACUUUGUCUAGUUUGAAAAUCUUUUGUCUUGCAAGGUUUGCAUGGUACUUUAUGGUUUCUAUCAGUAUGUUACUAGUUGUAUGAUGCUCUGACAUAUAUGAGUGUCAGUUGACAUGGGUAAAAAAGGCAAAAAAGUAAAGUGCAAUUUCUGCAUGGAUAUAAGCGUGGUUGCUUUGUGUGAAAGGGGAAAACAUGAAAUUGGGCAAUGUCUUGUUGAGCUUUUUUUAUUAAAUAUCUAGACAUUUGAUAGGAAAAAAGUCUUAACUAUUUUAAUCUUUACAUAUACUCCUGCCAUUGUCUUAUGAGUGUCCUAUGUCUUUAGUAUUUAUAAUACAAAAAAGCAGGUAAAAAUGUAUAAAAUGU
This is a messenger RNA of Xyrauchen texanus (razorback sucker), 4615 nucleotides long. RefSeq names its product sal-like protein 3. Gene Ontology annotation, cellular component: nucleus. The transcript has 4 exons. Gene Ontology annotation, biological process: regulation of transcription by RNA polymerase II. Gene Ontology annotation, molecular function: DNA-binding transcription factor activity, RNA polymerase II-specific; RNA polymerase II cis-regulatory region sequence-specific DNA binding. Bases 111 to 4079 code for a protein of 1322 amino acids. Lineage: Eukaryota; Metazoa; Chordata; Actinopteri; Cypriniformes; Catostomidae. The record is from RefSeq and is a predicted model, not a curated record.